Cavia porcellus (domestic guinea pig) is the source of this 1134-nucleotide messenger RNA. It is a transcript of the gene Crb3, whose product is annotated as crumbs cell polarity complex component 3. NCBI's taxonomy places the organism in Eukaryota, Metazoa, Chordata, Mammalia, Rodentia, Caviidae. The coding region runs from base 311 to 1009 and encodes 232 amino acids. The record is from RefSeq and is a predicted model, not a curated record. The transcript is spliced from 6 exons.
UGUUUUCAAGCGGGUGCCCUGUACCUAGGCAUGUGUUACACAGGACCGCAUAGGUACGUUCCGGUCAGCUAUCCCUCCAUACGGGUGUAUUUCUAUGCAACAGGGUCCCCCACGGUGCAUCUAAAUGCAGGCCUGUCUCAAGACAGGUAUUUCCUACGCAUCUCCACACAAUAAUUUCCGCAUUCGAGCAGUGUACACUUCACAGGUGAGCCAAGCAGUUUUCGUUUCCAAAAAAACAGGUGUGGUCCAACACAGGCGCACCUCCGGAUGUAAUUCAGACGUUCCCCACACCUUGUGAUUUCAUUCAGCUAUGCCCCGUCUGGUGAUGAUUGAAUGUCGCAGUCUCCGCAAAGUCCUUACCUGCAGGCGUCGUCUACGCAGGUGCGCCGGCGCCGCGGCCCCGCCCCUCCGGGCCCGCCCCCCAGCUCAGGUGCACAAGCCGGAAGCGCUGCGCUCCCAGGUGCCGGGUGCAGCUGCACCCCCAGCCCAAGAUGCAGUAGGAGAGGCGCGCGCUGGAGCCCGGUUCCUGGAGUCCCCAACUCAACUCCCAGCCCAUGGCGACCCCAGGCCUGGGGCUGUUCUUGGCGCUUGGCCUGAUGCUGCUGCCUGCCCGCUGGGGCCGAGCCCGGGGCGAAAACUCUACAUCAGUAUCCCCCACUGCCAGCAGCACCAUGGAUGGCCACACCACUGUAGGGGGCCUGUCCACGGAGGGUCUGACUGCCAUCAUCGUGGUCUUCUCCAUCCUCGGCGCCCUGAUUGUGAUCGUGUUGCUGGUGUUGCUGGUCCGGAAACUUCGGGAGAAGCGGCAGACAGAGGGCACCUACCGGCCCAGCGUGGAGGAGCAGUUCUCCCACACGGCCGAGGCCCGGGCCCCCCAGGACUCCAAGGAGAAGGUUCGGGGCUGCCUGCCCAUCUAGGUCCCCUCUCUUCCCCCAUCUCCCUUUCCUGCUGUGUGACCUUGGGGGAAGGCAGCGCCUUCUCUGGGCAAUCAGAUUCGUCCUGUGCUUAAGCAUAGAGGGGAAGAAGGUGCUUAAGGACCUUGCCCCAGGGGCGAGGCAAGGCAAGGCGGGCUGUUCACUUUUUAUAUAUUUAUAUGACAUUGGUAGUGAGCUGUAAUAAAGUUUUCUUUUUUGA